Molecule: messenger RNA, 847 nt
Organism: Nelumbo nucifera (sacred lotus)
Lineage: Eukaryota; Viridiplantae; Streptophyta; Magnoliopsida; Proteales; Nelumbonaceae
Product: large ribosomal subunit protein eL19y-like
Biological process (GO): translation
Cellular component (GO): cytosolic large ribosomal subunit; ribosome
Molecular function (GO): RNA binding; structural constituent of ribosome
Source: RefSeq, a predicted model, not a curated record
CCACUGGUGUUAUUUUCUUUUGUUUCCCGGCAGCAGGUUGAGCGUCAGGCACACACACGAUGGUGUCAUUGAAACUGCAGAAGCGGCUCUCUGCUAGCGUUCUCAAAUGCGGGAGAGGGAAGGUCUGGCUUGACCCUAAUGAGGUCAAUGAAAUCUCCAUGGCCAACUCCAGGCAAAAUAUUAGAAAGCUAGUGAAGGAUGGUUUUAUCAUCAGGAAGCCAACCAAGAUCCACUCUCGAUCUCGUGCCCGCCGAAUGAAGGAGGCCAAGAGAAAGGGACGUCACUCUGGAUAUGGUAAACGCAAGGGUACUAGGGAGGCAAGGCUUCCUACAAAGAUUCUCUGGAUGAGGAGGAUGCGUGUGCUAAGGCGGUUGCUCCGUAAGUAUAGGGAAUCAAAGAAGAUUGACAAACACAUGUAUCAUGAUAUGUACAUGAAGGUGAAAGGUAAUGUCUUCAAGAACAAGCGUGUGUUGAUGGAGAGCAUCCACAAAUCAAAGACUGAGAAAGCAAGAGAGAAGACUCUGUCUGACCAAUUUGAGGCUAAGCGGGCUAAGAACAAGGCAAGCAGGGAAAGAAAGAUUGCCAGGAGGGAGGAGCGUUUGGCUCAGGGACCUACAGAGCGAGCCCCACCUGCACCUCAGGCAACUGAGGGAAACAAGAAGGCGAAGAAAUGAGACACUUGGAUUAGUUAACCUAUUUAUCUUUUGCUAUGUAGAAGUUUUAUUUUAUAUUUUAGCAUUAGAGAAGUUUUGGCACUUACGCCAUUUCCUUUUUGGCUUUUGUUACCUUAUGUUUGUACUUCCGAGAAUUGAAACAUGAAAUCCAUUUCUGAUUUUUGUGAUGCUGC